AUGCCAUGGUUUCUUCAUAACGCUGCCAGAGGGCUUAGACUGUACAGUACCGUCAUUCCUCAGGUGGUCUUGCGCCCAUACCAGGAGUCUUGUCUUGCGGCUUGUCUUGAUGCUUUGAAGUCUGGAUCGAGUCGCAUUGGUGUCUCGCUGCCUACAGGCUCCGGCAAGACAACCGUGUUUCUGUCUCUCCUUUCUCGCAUUCUUCCUCCAGCGAAGAAUCCUAGCGCCAGACGGUCGUUGAUCGUGGUGAACAGUGUAGAACUUGCCAGACAGGCCGCAGCUCAGGCAGAGAAGCUCUUUCCUACUUGGAGUAUUGAGAUCGAACAGGGUGCUAAAUAUCAUGCAUCUGGAUUGGCGGAUAUCACCGUUGCAACGUACCAAACGUUGCUGCGGCCACAGCGGUUGGCUAAAUUCGACCCCCAUACCCUCAAGGCCGUCAUCAUAGACGAGGCGCAUCAUGCUGCUGCUCCCUCAUACCGUCGGAUACUAUCCCACUUUGAUGCAGCAAUACGUAGCCCUGACUCAACAUUUGACCCUCCUGCUCUGCCCCAUUCUAUUCCAAUACUCGGCUUCUCAGCAACAUUUAGUCGACACGAUGGGCUUGCGCUCGGUUCUGUAUUUGAGCGCAUCGUAUAUCACCGCGACUUUCUGGAAAUGAUCAAAGAACAAUGGUUGUGCAACGUUCGCUUCACCUCCGUCCAAGCCAACAUUGAUCUCAGCGAGGUGACCGUGAACGCUCGCACUGGUGAUUUCAAUCCUACCAGUCUAGCACAUGUCAUCAAUACCGACACCGUCAACAGACUCGUCGUUCAAACGUGGCUAGACAAGGCGGGCACGCGCAAAUCGACCCUCGUAUUUUGCGUGAAUCUCGCUCAUGUGCGGGAGCUGACGAAUGCAUUCCGGGAUGCUGGAAUGGACGCGCGGUAUGUCUACUCAGGCACACCCGUGGCUGAGCGGAAGAUCCUCGUAGAAUCGUUUAGGGCGGGACAGUUUCCUAUUCUUGUGAACUGUGCUGUCCUGACGGAAGGCACGGAUAUACCAAACAUUGACUGUGUGCUUGUGGCGAGACCUACCCGCUCGCGUAACAUAUUUGCUCAGAUGAUUGGUCGCGGGAUGAGACUUUCACCAUCAACAGGCAAAGAGGACUGUCAAAUAAUUGAUUUUGUAGAUUCCACGAAUCGAGUGCCCGGUGUCAUCUCAACUCCCACAUUAUUCGGGCUUGAUCCGUCCGAACUGAUCGACGGUGACACUACACAGUCGCUGGAGCAGCGCGCCCUGAAGCUCCUAGGUGACGAUGGCGGCAAGCCCAAACGGUCCGACAGCAAGAGUGUAAUCCCGGACCCAAAGUCGGUGACUUACGUGGACUAUGACAACCCAUUCGCCCUGGUUGACGACGCUGGUGGCGCGCCCCAUGUGCGAAAGCUGAGCAGCAAUGCUUGGGUUGGAUGCGGCGACGACGUAUAUAUUCUUGAGUGUAUGGGCAAGGGUUAUAUACGCAUCGAACCCGUCAAGGCAGAUGAAGGCAAAGCUCAUUUCACUCCUGCCAACUUGUCCAUGGUCACCGCUUUUACUCUGAAGCUCUCUCCUUAUCAGCGAAGCCGGCAGAUCCUCACUGCGCCUACGCUUGUGGAGGCGAUCCGAGGUGCUGACACUUACGCAGUCUCGAAAAUUGUCAAGGGAUCAUUAGUCAUGGGUCUUCUCCGCUCCGCUCACUGGCGAAGGGAGCCCGCCACGGAAAGCCAAAAGAAAUGGAUCGAGAAACGGCGGACAGGUCGUCGCUCAACCAGUACUUCUGAGAAACUGCAUACCCAGGGGCGCGAUGCGUCGGGAAAGAUAAAUACACUCACAAAGGGAGAAGCAGCAAACAUUAUCACUCGACUUAAGCACGGUGCCCAGGCUCGUUACAAGAGGAAAAUCAAGGAAGAGCUGAAGAAAGCAGAAAAUCUGGCCAAGGAAAUGAGGAGGAGAGUAAGGGAAGAAGUACAAGUUGGACCUCUAUCCAUAUUAGAAUAG
Fibroporia radiculosa is the source of this 2013-nucleotide messenger RNA. RefSeq lists its product as uncharacterized. Bases 1 to 2013 code for a protein of 670 amino acids. Lineage: Eukaryota; Fungi; Basidiomycota; Agaricomycetes; Polyporales; Fibroporiaceae. Gene Ontology annotation, molecular function: hydrolase activity; DNA binding; ATP binding. The record is from RefSeq and is a predicted model, not a curated record. The transcript has 10 exons.